AUGACAUCAAUAAUUACGAUUCUGACAAUAACAUUGAUUGAAUGUGUGUUUGGAGUAAUUUAUGUUGAUCUAAAGAAUUUUAUUAUAUCUAAUGGAGUGAAUGUAUUUCAUGGUAGAUUCAAUAUAAACUCCAGAUAUUUUAUGUUUGUUGGUGAUUCAGAACCCAUUAGUGAAUUAAGAUACGGAAAUGAAGUGAUAUUUCCAAAGGAGAAUGGUUCACAGGAAUACAAUUUAUUUGUUGAAUUAUUUAUAAUAAAUAAGGUUAUUCUGGUAUCAUUUUAUGUCCACACAUUUAAUGAUGGAUUAUUGAAAUCAGUCAAUCGACAUACCAUUAGCAUAUCAUCUGACAAAUACAGUCACAUAAGUAAUGAAGAAUUUAUGUCAAAAAUAAAUAAACCUGUUCUAGUUUCAUUUGAUAUUGGACCGAAACCAAAACAUCCGUUUAUAAAAAGUACCAUUUCUCUUGUUUUAAAACGAUUUUUGCAUAAAUAUAUAUUUGAAGAUAAUUAUAAAGGUUUUAUGCUUGAUGGCAAAUCAGGUCCACUAUAUAAAUUCGGAUAUGUAUAUGAUUCGAAUCGUCCUGCUGUUGUAGGUUAUACAAAGCUUCCAUAUUUAACUGAAGAAUCCUUUUUGAUUACGAUAUAUAAUUUGUAUGAACCUUUUAUGAUUCAAUUUCCUUUUGGUUGUCUUCAAAAUUAUGAAAUCAAGACAAUAUUUGGUAUUGAGUACUGGUUUUUGACAACAUACGAUGGUGAUUUGUUACAAGAUCGUGAACACAUGAAUGCAAUCAAAUUACAUAUAUCAUACAGAAAUCAGUAUGGGAUAACUUUAAUUACAUUAGACAUAUCAGAACUUGUUAGUCCCGAAUUAUUUGGUAUUGAAAAAGUUACAGGACCAAUUGGUAAUUGGAAAUACACACUGUACAAAUUGAUGGAUAAAUAUGUGAAUCAGUAUAGAAUAAGGAUCAUAAUUGACUCAAAAAUAGAUAACAGAACGAUAUUUAUGCAAAGAAAUCAAUAUAUUAGUUUCAAUAUAGAAGUGUACAGAAAUGAAAAAGAAACAUACAUCAUAAUGUGUUAUGACGUAUUUAAACUUGAAAAAAUUAAAAAAAAGUGCAAUUUUUAUUACAAAAGAAGAAAAAUGAAUCAUUACAUAACAUUAAUUAAAAGUGAAUGUAUUGAUAUAAAUAAAAGGAUAGAAAAAUCAUAUCCGAUAAAACUAGAUAUUACUAUUGAUGAAGAACAACCAUCAUUAUUUGAGAAAAAGGAAAUAUCAGAUGGUGAAAUGACAAUUCAUCAUUUCUCAAUAAAGGAAACUAAUGAUUUCGGAGAAUCCAUAUUGAACAAAUAUGUGUUUGGGGCUGUUUAUGCAACAGGAAGUUUUCAACCAGGUAACAUACCAUUGGAACCAUUUAGAAAAAACAAGGUGAUGAUUAAUCCAAACAUAAACACAAACAAAUUUAUUGUAAGGAACAAAUCAACAUUUGAUGAUCUGAACACACCACAAUAUCAGUUAUUCCGACUAAGAACAUAA
This is a messenger RNA of Theileria annulata, 1533 nucleotides long. RefSeq lists its product as uncharacterized. NCBI's taxonomy places the organism in Eukaryota, Apicomplexa, Aconoidasida, Piroplasmida, Theileriidae. The transcript is spliced from 2 exons. Bases 1 to 1533 code for a protein of 510 amino acids. The record is from RefSeq and is a predicted model, not a curated record.